CUGUUUUCCAAAUUUGACAAAUUUCAAUCAACUGGUCCCAAUGAGUGUCUUGCAUUGUCUGGAACUACCGGCAAAGCAUAAUGCAGUACAUUCUCAACUGAAGUCCAAAGGCAUUCAAUUAACUUUGGAAAAGCAUUAGCAAAUCCUGCAAUGAAGGAUUAUCUUCUUCAACACUGAUCCCAUAAAUUGAAUUUGAAUCACAUACGUCAAUGGGUGAAGUAGUGCUAAUCAGACAAUGAAAAUAAGAUUGACAUCAGAAGACACUAAGGAUAUAUCAUCAUUCAACACAAUGAACUAUCAAGUGGAAUUCCGAAAGUGAUCAUUCUCAUAUUUCUCACCUACAAGAAUCACACAUUCUGGGAACUCUUUGAACAUUGGUAACAUUUGCAGCUUAUCUGGAAAUGUCAAACCAUUUAACUGGAGAUGCUUCAUUCAGCUCCAGACAGGAGCUGCUGAAUUUAAAUGAACCCUGCUCAAGUAUUAAUAACUUAGACACUCAGACGUCUUCAGAAGCCAACAAUAAAAUACAGUGCAAUGGGACAAGGUUAGAUGAAAGCUCUCGCCAGUUCACAAUAAUUCCAAGCAAAACUGAAGAUAUGUGUGGCUGGGGCUUCCUGAAGCCCAAAUGUUUGCAAAUGUUCAAUACACCGAAAGGAGUGCUCUUCUUCCUCUGCAGUGCUUCUUUUCUCCAAGGAAUGAUCGUGAAUGGAUUUAUUAAUACAGUGAUUACCUCAAUUGAACGGAGAUUUGACCUACGCAGCUAUCACAGUGGAAUGAUUGCCAGUUCCUAUGACAUUGCAGCAUGUGUCUGCUUGAUUUUUGUCAGUUACUUUGGCGGCAGCGGUCACAAGCCACGUUGGCUUGGCUGGGGGGUUCUAAUCAUGGCUUUGGGGUCAAUAGUGUUUGCCAUGCCGCACUUUCUGUCUGGUCAUUAUGUAGUCACUAUAUCUGAGAGUACUGGAUUGUGCCAGUUGAAUCAGUCUACAUUGUGUGACAAAGGUUCAUCCAGUUAUUCCAACUACCGAUUUCUCUUUAUGCUUGGACAGUUCCUCCAUGGCAUUGGAGCAACUCCACUCUACACCUUGGGCGUGACCUACUUAGAUGAAAAUGUCAAGUCAAAUUAUGCUCCUGUUUACAUUGGUAUUUUCUACACAGCAGCAAUUAUUGGACCAGCUGCUGGUUACUUACUUGGAGGCAAUUUCCUGAAAAUCUAUACCGAACUCAACACUAAGGUUAACCUUACCUCUGAAAACCCCUUAUGGGUUGGAGCAUGGUGGAUUGGAUUCCUUGGAGCUGGAGCAGCUGCAUUCCUCAUAUCUGUCCCAAUCCUUGGUUAUCCUCGACAGCUUCCAGGGUCGCAGCGUUAUGUGACAAUGAGAGUCUCUGAAGCUCAUCAGUUGAAGGAUGGAAGCAACCAAUCAGCACUGGAACCAGACUUUGGGAAGACAUUAAAGGACUUGCCGAGGUCAGCAUUGCUAUUGCUGAGGAAUCCAACCUUCAUCUUUCUCUGUCUGUCAGGAGCAACAGAGGCCACUCUAAUAGCUGGCAUGUCUACAUUCGGUCCCAAGUUCCUUGAAUCCCAGUUUAGUCUGAGUGCCUCACAAGCUGCAACCCUAUUUGGCUACCUUGUAGUCCCAGCAGGUGGAGGUGGUACUUUCCUUGGCGGAUUUAUUGUGAAUAAAUUAAAACUCCGUUGUGCUGGGAUCAUCAAGUUUUGUCUGCUUUGCACGUUCUUUGGUUUGCUAGCUAUUUUCAUAGUCUGCAUUCACUGCCCGAACGUGCCUGUGGCUGGAAUCACUUCUACUUUCAACGGCAGUUUUUAUAAUGGUCCAGUUAAUGUGACUGCAGCUUGCAAUACUGAGUGUAACUGUUCAAUGGAAGUAUAUCACCCAGUUUGUGGAGAAAAUGGUUUAAUGUACUACUCCCCAUGCCAUGCUGGAUGUACAGAACUGAAUACAACAUUGUUGGACAAUGGCAGAAAGGUUUACCACAAUUGUCUCUGUGUUAUGGAGAACCUUCAAUCUGGGCAGGGUACUGCACAAUCUGGAAAGUGUAAUUCCUCGUGUUCCCACAUGCCUCUCUUCCUGGUGCUAUUUUUCGUUGUGAUUUUGUUCACAUUUCUGGGUAGUAUUCCUGCACUCACCGCAACUCUGAGGUGUGUCCCUGAUAGUCAACGAUCAUUUGCACUUGGUAUUCAAUGGAUCUUGGUCCGUACUUUAGGUGGAAUUCCCGGCCCAAUUGCCUUUGGCUCAGUUAUCGACAUUUCUUGCUUGUUAUGGCAGGAUCAGUGUGGUGAUAGGGGUUCGUGUUAUAUCUACCAAAAUUCAGCCAUGAGCAUGUACCUCCUGAUUGCGGGAGUAACUUACAAGGUACUGGGAACACUGUUCUUUCUGAUAGCCUUAUGUCUUUACAAGCCACCAAAUUCUGCACUGAGUAGUUCAAACGUGGACAAUGGAGAGCCAGAUCUGCCAGCGAAAGAUAUGCCGCAAAUGACAGUAAACAGAGUAAUUACUUUGUAGGAAGUACAUUCCACUCAAACCACAUUCAUAUCUUCCAUGAAAAUGGAUACUUGUCACCUUGCACCAUCGCACAUCACCUGUCACUCAUCUAGUUAUAAAACAGAAUUAUAAAACAGCCUUUGAAAUAUUCAGUUCAUCCAGUUCCCUUCAUGGGUCGGUGGUGUUGAGACUGUGAAAACCUGUUAAGUUACAGGCUUGCAAUGAAUCAUACACCUGCAGAAGGUUUAAAUCUGGAAUCAAAACCGACUACCAAGCAUCAAUAAAGUACAUAGAUCAGCCACAGAGCAUUCUAUGUCUACACAAGAAUUCAACAUUACUUUAGCCAAUGGAAUGGACUGCUUUUAAUUUAGGCCUCUAAGCAAGCCCCAAGAAGGUGAAAGUUGGGACAAAUUUCCACAUCAUAUGAACUUCUGAAUUCAGAAAAGAGCUACUCAAGCCGUCACUAACUAUUAUUGCUAUAGUUACGAUAUUUUGCUUUGUCUUUGUCAGAUUUUUAGAAAACAGUUUAUUAUUCUAUUUAUUCCCAGAUACUUGUUCCUGGGAUAACUUUUUUUUUAGAUAAAGGCUGUGAUUUUGUUUCUGAGUCAGGUGCGCAGAAGCAGGAGAGCUCUUGGUUCUGUGAACUUGACCUUUAAAAAUGACAUGCACACUCCAGAUUAUUGGUCCAAGAGAGCAAGCUUGAUUUGAAAGCCAGGUCGGGAAAGCUUCCUGAGUCUGCCAAUUUCUUAGAGGUUGCUGUUUACCCAUGGGCUCCAGCAGCAAAUAUUGAAAUAAUAUAAACCCUCCAGCCUUCUCAUGCUCUCGCUCUCUCGUUUUCUCUCUCACAAUCUCACUCUCUCUCUCACACACACACACACACACCUCCAUGCCAUCCCAAGCCACUUAAUGCCCAAAGUUUGAUUUCAGGUGUGAAAAGCUAUGGGGGAUGAAUAGAAGCCAUUAGGUGGCAUGGAUAAAGGUGAGUGUAUGAGAUUUGGCAGGGUGAAGACUUAAGGCUUGGAGAAUAUUUUAUGUUUCUCCCCUUUCAGAGAAGUAAGGUACCUUUUAGAUCUCAUUAUCCAUGUUUGGUUAUGCUUUUGCAAAACUAAGGCAAAAGUUCUCAACCUUUUCAGUAUCAAGGCACACUUCCAUGCAAAAAACAAUUCUACAGCAUACCUACCUUCUAUUUAUCACGUGUAAGGUAUCAAAACGUUAUCCUACUGCAGCUCUGUGCUGUUUGACCAUGUGCUGUCUAUAGGGGGCGCAUGGUGUCAACAGAUACUGCUUUCAGUAAUGGAUACCAGCUUCGAGAGAAGAUCAGAAGCAACACAUGGGCUGAUACACUGCAGUGAAGUGGCUCUGCUUCCCAAAGUUUUCCGAUACAAUUCUCACCUUGUUGCGGUGCAGUGGUUGAAAAUCACUACACUAAAAUAGUCUUUUAGGAAAUUAAAAGAACCCAUUGAUGGAAGUGAGACAUGCUGUGGAAUUGUGAAAAGGCAUGAUUUAUGUAAAAAGUGUACAAACUCAUUCAGACUUGCAAGUUGUUGAAAAACUGUCCAACAAAAUUGUGGAGUUUAAAAAUAAUGGUGCUCACUAGUUCAGAGUGCAUGUUUACAUGAAACCAUAAUGGGAUUUGUGUUGCAUGAUGGAUUUCUCAAACUUUUAUUUCCAUAUUGAGGUGCCUAUAGAUGGACAGCUCCAAAUACUGACUGGAUGGAAAUAGUUGUUGACAUAAGGGAUUAAGCACUUGAGUGAAUGUAUGUUUACAUAAGACAUUGACCAUUCAAAUGAAAUGUUUGUUUUUGUACAAGAUUAUUUGAAGCAAUUUCAAUGUAAAUUUUUGGUAUUAAUGGGAGUGUGUUUUAUUUUGAUAGUGAGAUUAUAAUUUAGACUGAUUACUUUAUUUCUUAAAGAAUACUUCCUGAGUUAUGCAUAUGUUGAAAAAUGGCUAAGUUGACGUGGAAAGGACAUGGUAAAGGGUGGUGGGACUGUGUCAGCAUAUGGCCUAUAAAGGGCUGUAAAGGGCUUUGGGGCUGUAUGGAGGCAUAUGGAACAUGAGUGGUUGCAGGAAAUAAGUAUAUUGGCAUCUGGGUAUCAAGGAGCCAUGGAGAAUAUGUCAACAGUUGGCAAAGAUUACAAGAGAGGCCAUGAUCGUUGGAUAGAUGAGAAUAGGGUGCCAUAGGGGAUAUAAGGGAGCAUGACGGCAGACACCCAUCCUUGAACAGAAAUAGUGGCCUUUGGAUUCUACAAUAAGGGAAGCCAAAACCCGACUUCAGUGGAGGCAACAGGUAGUUUCAAUGGCAGUUGCUGCAAUAGAACAUACAUGAGUCCCUGGCAUAGUGGUAAUAUUGCUAGCCUCGUAAUCUAGAAGACCAAGUUAAUACACUUAGGAUGUAGCUUUUAAUCCCAUAAAGGGAAUUGGUGAAAAUUUAAUUAAAACAUGUAUUCACAAGACCCUACAUAAUUUGGAGGGGGAUAUAACUUAUGAUUUUAAGUUAUUUUAGCCAUGGCAGAGAGGGUCUCUGUCAUGGUUAAAAUUUGGGCCAAAGUCUCAACUAGAUGCUGAACUUGAGUCUCAAACAUGUUGUGACAUAUAUAUGUAUAUUUGAUAUAUUUAAUAGCUUAUUAUGCUUCAUGUUCAGCCGGAAAUAAAUAGAUUUUUCAAUCUAGAUUAUGGAAUCAAAAUUGAAACAUCUUUUUUAAAAAUUUCUACUUAAUCGCUCCUUAUAUCUAACUCCAUUCAUGGUGUAGCUUAAUCCUGAGGACUUCAGUGAAUCUACUAACCAUGCUUGAAGCCUUUUAGAGGAUAGAAUGACCCCUCUAGUUUUCCCAGGUUACUUUUUUUUUGCACUAUGUCACUGUAGAGGCAGAAAUGAAGAAGAUGGUCACUGAACCAUGAAUUUUAAAAAAAAAUGUAGAUGCUCAAGAAUUAGAAACUCUGCUGGAUGAAUUACUUAUUUAUAGGUAUUUGACAGUGCUGCAAGCUGCUAGAAUGCCCUUUUAUAUUUAUAAAAAAACACCGAUCAAACAUCUGAAAGCAAAUUCUAAAACAAUACUUGCAGAAAAAUGAGGUGGGGAGCCUGUGUAGUUUUUUAAGGUACAAUUGUCGAUAUAUCUUCACAGAGUAUUUGAUGGCCAGCGCUUCUGAAGGUGGUGAGAAGAUGGGUCAGGGGAGUUGACAGUAGCAAAUAUUUUGCACCACCUGUAUAAGUAAUUAACAGAUUGAUAUAUUGGAAUGAUACCUGGCAGCGGGGUGAAGAAUACCCAGUUUCACAUGAGACAGUAGAGUUUUGUAAAACUGUCAUUGCUGUCUGAAUGAUAUUGAUUAUUUGCACUCGGAUCUACUGGACAGGGACAUAUUACAGGAAAGAAAGAGUUCGCAUUGUGUUUUUGCUUGCAAGUAAAAUGAAGUAUUCAAUCUCAAUGCACUAUUUAUUGUUAUUUGUCAUUAUAUGUGGCAAAAAAUCACCUUUAUCAUAUAUUUAUCAUCUUGAACUGAUGCCAAGAUAAAAAAAAACUUCAUUUGAAAAGCAGAGCUAUUUAAAAUAAAUGUGAUAUCCCUGCUAUAAUAACAGGUGAUGUUUAUGUUUGCACAGCUGUAUCCAAUGGCAUAACUUCAGUGUUAAUGCACUUACACAGAGGAAAUGAAAUUUGGGUAAUUUUGGCUCAAGGUAUGAUUUACCAUUUAUAACAUAAUCAAAUCAGUUUGUAACUGUGAUCAAAGUUACCUAAAUUUAUUAUUUUCUGUAUAUAACAAUAAAUAAGCUUUAUGUUACUAUAGUUUUAUGUAAUUUUUGGCUUGUUCUUCAUUUAAAAGGCACCAUUCUAUGAAUGCAGUGGUUCAGAUUUACUUUAUCAUUGCACAAUUAAUGGUGAUGUCACUUUUAAUGUCACAAUGUUCAAUAUUCAAUAAUACAUUGAAUUUUCAAAACAAAAUCUGAAUUAAGAUCAAUAUGCUGUUCCACUUUCUUGACUUAUUAUAGAUGCUACAUUGCAUUCAAAACCUCUGAAGCUAUGUCUUGGCAGUGUAAUUAUCUCUUAAUUGAUUCAUGCAAACCAUUCAGAUACUUAGCUGGUAGAUCUUAAAAAGCAAUUUUAGCAAAUUCUCUCGGCUAUCUUCAGAUUUGUCCUUUCAGAACUGUUCUGUCACUGGACUCAAAAUAUUUACUCUGUUUUCUGUGAACAGAUGCUGCAAGAUCUGCUGUGUGUCCCCAGCACACUGACUUCUUGUUUCAGAUUUCCAGCGCCCACAGUUCUUUAUGUUUAUUUUAGUAUAAUUAUCGAAUCUGGUUUCCACUUUCUAACCCUAUUGGUAAGUAACUUGAGGUCCUGUGGAGGAGCCAUGUCUUGUCAUUUGAAAUUAUGAAUUAAUUAAUCUGUACUCUUAAUUCGAUUCAAAGGUUUGUCUAGUAUUUAAUAAAUUCCCCACUUUGCUCAAUUCAGAUUGUUGAACAUUUCAAAAGUAACUUGAAAUUGGUAUGCAUAAAUUAUGAAGUUUGAUGUCAAUUUGUGUUUAAAAUGCUUAGGGAUCCUCGAUCUCUGGAUAUUUCACAAACUGCAGUAGAAUUCCUCAAUUUAUUUUUUUUUUAAAUCAUGGGUUCCCUAAUGUAGAAACACUUAACAAUUAAAUCCAAGAACUUGGAUGUACACGUUCUAGUCCAAUUCAAAGGCUGAAAGAAUAAAUUAAGCACUGUCAGCUGCAACUUUUGUCUUUAUUAUUCAUUCAGGGAAUUUGGGUGUUGCUGGUUUAAAUUUUCUUUCCUAAUUGCACUUGAGAAGGUGGUAAUGAGCUGCCUGCUUGAUCUGCUGCAGUCUAUUUUGGUGUAAAUAGUGCUGUCACGAUUUUGAUCCAGCAAUGCUGAGGGAACAGCAAUAUACUUCCAAAUCAGCAUGGAGAGAAACUUGAAAGUGGUGAUGUUUCCAUGUUUCUGCUGCCCUUGUCCUUCUAGAUGUUAGUGUUUGUGGGUUUGAAAGGUGCAUUCUGAGGAACCUUGGUAAAUGUCUGUAGUACAUCUAGUAGAUGGUGUACAGUGCUGCUGCUGAGCAUUGUCGGAGGGAGUAAAUGUUUGCAGUUGUCAUUGUGAUGCUAAUCAACUUGGCUGCUUUAUCCUGGAUGUUGUCAAGCUUCUUAUGUGCCCUCAUCCAGGCAAGUGGGAACUAUUCCAUCACAUU
Messenger RNA from Chiloscyllium plagiosum (whitespotted bambooshark), 7670 nucleotides. It is a transcript of the gene slco4a1, whose product is annotated as solute carrier organic anion transporter family, member 4A1. NCBI's taxonomy places the organism in Eukaryota, Metazoa, Chordata, Chondrichthyes, Orectolobiformes, Hemiscylliidae. Gene Ontology annotation, biological process: sodium-independent organic anion transport; transmembrane transport. Gene Ontology annotation, cellular component: basolateral plasma membrane. Gene Ontology annotation, molecular function: protein binding. The record is from RefSeq and is a predicted model, not a curated record.